This is a messenger RNA of Salarias fasciatus (jewelled blenny), 1642 nucleotides long. RefSeq names its product class I histocompatibility antigen, F10 alpha chain-like. Gene Ontology annotation, cellular component: external side of plasma membrane. The record is from RefSeq and is a predicted model, not a curated record. The transcript is spliced from 7 exons. Gene Ontology annotation, biological process: immune response. Lineage: Eukaryota; Metazoa; Chordata; Actinopteri; Blenniiformes; Blenniidae. The coding region runs from base 52 to 1155 and encodes 367 amino acids.
CUCAGACGCUCAAAGUGUUUCAGUGAGAGAAGAAAGAGAGGACAGGUGAACAUGCAGCUCUUCCUGGCUCUCUGCUUUCUGCUGGGAAUCCCCAGCGGGGCUCCAGAAAUUCACUCUCUCAAGUAUUUCUACACUGCAGCCUCCAAUGUUCCAAACUUUCCAGAGUUUGUGGUCGUUGGUUUGGUGGAUGAUUAUACAAUUCUUCACUAUGACAGCAACACCAGGAGAGCAGUUCCCAAACAGGACUGGAUGAAUAAAAUCACAGAAGAAGAUCCAUCGUACUGGGAGAGGCAGACUCAGAUAGAUUUUGGAGAUCAACAAACCUUCAAGGGAAACAUUGAGAUCGUGAAGCAGCGUUUGAACCAAACUGGAGGUCUUCAUAUUGUCCAGUGGAUGUAUGGUUGUGAAUGGGACGAUGAAACUGAUGAGGUGAAUGGAUUUGAUCAAUACGGUUUUGAUGGAGAAGAUUUCCUUGUUUAUGACCUGAAGACAGAAACAUGGAUCGCUCCAGUUCAACAGGCUGUUCGCACCAAACACAAGUGGGACAAUGACAAAGUAGAGAUGACUCGAUACAAGCACUACUACACCACAGAAUGUCCUGAUUGGCUAAAGAAGUAUGUGGAGUUUGGUCGGAGCUCACUGAUGAGAAAAGAUCUUCCCUCAGUGUCUCUCCUCCAGAAGACUCCCUCCUCUCCGCUCACCUGCCACGCUACAGGUUUCUACCCCGACAGAGCCGACUUGUUCUGGAAGAAAGACGAGGAGGAGCUCCAUGAGGACGUGGUCAAAGGAGAGAUCCUCCCCAACCAUGACGGGAGCUUCCAGAUGAGCGUUGAUCUGGAUCUUUCAGGGCUCAAAGAUGAAGACUGGGGGAGGUACAGCUGUGUGUUUCAUCUGGCUGGAGGACAGGAAGUCUCCAAGAGACUGGACAAACGGGACAUCAGGACCAACUGGAAGACAAAUGAUGGAGGGUUUCCCACUGGAGCUGCUGCUGGAGGAGUUGUUGCUGCUCUGCUCCUCCUGACAGGCUGCAUCAUGGGACUCAUCGUCUGCUUGAAGAAACCACCUCAAGGGUUCAGAGCCACUAACACCUUUGAAACUUCCUCUUCAUCAGGAGAAGAUCCAGCCGAGAAGAAGAUGUUAAAAACCUCUUCGUGAAAGGAAGAGUCCAGAGAGGCUCCAGUCAUUGAGUCUGAUGGAGCAAGAGCCAAAAGAAAUGAUGGAGAAGUUGCUGAUUGCUCCACUCUGAGCUGCUCUCCAGGACGGGGCUCCUUCCUCCCUGUGGAUUGACUUUGCUUUGGUGGAAUCUUGCUGCAGCUUGUGGCUCUUUGAGUGUGUUUGGAUCAGAUGUUUUGUAGGAGGAGGCUCCUGCAGCAGUUCUCACACUGGCCCGGUUUACAUGGCUGUUUUUUGCAAUCCAUUUGAAAACAAUUGUGUUAACUACAUUUGUGUACAUGACGGCAUACAAAACGAUCCACGAUCAGUCCUGGUUUACCAGGACCCCUGAUGAAACAGAUUAUACGGCGUCCUGUGAUAUGGGGACAAAGUCUCUCACAGAACUUUGAGGUCUUUAGCUCUGCAGCAGCAGUCCUCAGCCCCAGCAGUGUCUUUAUCUGCUGGAUAUCUGCUCAAAUAAUGUCUCAAC